Messenger RNA from Exserohilum turcica Et28A, 1434 nucleotides. RefSeq lists its product as uncharacterized. Gene Ontology annotation, molecular function: pantothenate transmembrane transporter activity. The transcript is spliced from 9 exons. The record is from RefSeq and is a predicted model, not a curated record. NCBI's taxonomy places the organism in Eukaryota, Fungi, Ascomycota, Dothideomycetes, Pleosporales, Pleosporaceae. Gene Ontology annotation, cellular component: plasma membrane. Bases 1 to 1335 code for a protein of 444 amino acids. Gene Ontology annotation, biological process: pantothenate import across plasma membrane.
AUGGAGAGAAUACUGAUUUUGAAGCUGGAUCGCCAAGCGUUUGCCAAUGCAUACGUUGCUGGUCUGAAGGAGGAUAUUGGUCUCAAGAAGAAUGAGUACAGCUCGCUGCUGUCCGUUUUCACGGCUGGGAGUGUCGUUGGCCAAAUCCCUCAUGGCCUCAUCAUUCAAAAGGUCCGCCCUAGCAUCUGGCUUCCGCUCACUCUGAUCCUCUGGUCCGGUCUUACCAUGUGUUCUGCGGCAUGCAAGAACUACUCGCAGCUAUGUGCGGUCCGCUUCUUCCAAGGAUUCAUGGAGGCCAGUUUAUACAGUGGAGCCAUGUAUGUGGUGGGGUCGUGGUACAAACCAUCUGAACUUGCGAAACGAGCUGCCAUCUUCACUGCAGUUGGGCAAGCAGGAAGCAUGUUUGCGGGUAUCAUGAUGACGGCUAUGCACAAGACCAUGCAGGGCACCGCGGGCCUGAAGGGAUGGCAAUGGGUGUUUCUGAUCGAUGGUCUAAUGGGAAUUCCAAUCGGAAUAUUUGGCUUCUUGACCUUUCCCGACCUCCCAGACACGGCCAGAGUCUUCUACCUCAGCGAAGAGGAGAAGGAAUACGCCAAGUCCCGUCUGCCACCCAAGAAGAUGAAUAGCCAUAGCAUCAGCCCUAAGAGUCUUGCUAAGCGUGUCCUCACCCAGCCUACCAUCUACAUCUUCACCGCAUUCUCCAUCAGCUGCGGCAUGCUCGAGGCCUUCGCCUUCCAGGGCAUGUUCCUCCUCUGGCUCAAGUACCACGCCAAACGCUUCUCCCAAUCCGCCAUCACCACGUACCCGCUCGGCACGCAAGCUGUAGCCAUCGUCUCGCAAAUCAGCGCGGGCAUCUUCAUUGACCGUACCGGCCACCGCAUCCCCAUGGUCAUCCUAUCCGCGUGCUUGCAACUCGUCACGGCGUCUCUCCUCCUUGUUCGCAACCUUCCUGAUGCAGGCGUCUUCACGGCUUACUACCUCAGCGGCACAAGCUACAUUGUCAACCCCAUCAUGUACGGCUGGGCCAACGCCGUGUGCCAGCGCGGCGGCGACGACGCCGUCAGAAGCGUUGUCCUGUACACGAUGAACAUGGGCGGCCAGAUCCUGUAUACCUGGUGGGGCAUUGUGCUGUAUCCUGCUACCGACAUACCGUACUGGAAGAAAGGCAGCAUCACCAUGAUUGUCGUAUGCUUUGUAUUCACAGGCAUGGCGUUUGUAGUGAGAUGGCUUGAUCGCAGAACGAUGAUACCUGUUGCCAAUGGCGAGACAGCUGCGUCGUCGUUGGGUGACAGUGGUGUCGAUGUCGUGGUUGGCGCGCGGCCGAAGACUGGCUGAUGAGUUAAUAAAGUAGUCUUUGAGGAAUGAUGCUGCAUCUUGCAUGUACCUGGGGUCCUACACUCCGAGGGCUGAGUUCAUGGUGGAAUAUAAGGACUU